GUGACGUUUGCAGAGUCCGUGAUGGAGCUCAAAUCACCGAUUUUGCCGAAUCUGAUAAUAAUUCUUCCGUCCAAAAAAAAGAAAUAGAACGACAUCAAGAUGACUACAUAAGCGUCUGGAGCAGCCUCUACGAUGCUCAUCACUCGCGACACAGCAGUCUCUUCAUCCGUCUGUCUUUGAAAGACCGUUUCAUUCGUUUAUUCACUUCUUCUUGCGUUACCCAGUAUUUCUUAUUGAGACCGUCGAACAUCUAAGGUGUAAACAUGGUCAAAUCCCAAACAUUUUCCGCCUUUCUGACCCUACUGGCUGGGGUUGCAGCAGCUCCAGCCGCUGACCCUGCUGUGACGAGUGCACCGGAUGCUGGACUGAUUGAAAAGCGAGCGACUAGCUGUACCUUUACUGCUGCUUCGCAAGCAAGCGCUUCUGCGAAGUCCUGUGCCACCGUCGUGCUCAGCAACAUUGCAGUGCCGGCGGGAGAAACGUUGGAUCUUUCUGGCGCAGCUGACAAUACUCAUUUCAUUUUCAGUGGAACUACAACCUUUGGUUAUAAGGAAUGGGAAGGCCCUCUAAUUAAAUUUUCCGGCAAAGGUCAAACGAUCACGGGAGCCAGCGGCCAUGUCAUCAACGGUGAAGGCCAACUGUGGUGGGAUGGAGAGGGCAGCAACGGCGGCAAAACCAAGCCAAAGUUCUUCAAAGCCGGGAGCCUUACCUCUUCUUCGAUCACGGGCUUGAAUGUGAAGAACACACCUGUGCAGGCUUUCUCCAUUUCUGGCUGUACCGACCUGACCAUCGACUCCGUGACUAUCGACGACUCUGCUGGCGACGCUAACGGACUUGGCCACAACACGGACGCUUUCGACGUGGGCACUUCGACCGGCGUAACGAUUAAGAAUGCCGUCGUGCACAACCAAGACGACUGCCUCGCCAUCAACUCGGGAAGCAACAUCGUCUUCACCGGUGGCAGCUGCACGGGCGGACACGGUCUUUCCAUCGGCUCCGUCGGAGGCAGGGACGACAACGACGUCUACAACGUGACGAUCAGCAACUCGAAGGUCAUCAACUCCCAGAAUGGCGUGCGCAUCAAGACCGUCUACGGCGCCACCGGCUCUGUGAAGGACGUCACGUACUCCGACAUCACCCUGAGUGGCAUCACCAAGUACGGCAUCGUCAUCGAGCAGGAUUACGAGAAUGGCAGCCCGACUGGCACGCCUACGGGCGGGGUUCCGAUCACCGACUUGACCUUGGACGGUGUGACGGGAACUGUGACCUCGAGCGCGACGGACAUCUACAUUCUGUGUGCUUCUGGCGCCUGCUCCGAUUGGACCUGGAAGGAUGUUUCUGUCACUGGAGGAAAGAAAUCAACCAAGUGCAGCAACGUUCCAAGCGGGGCUAGCUGCUGAUCGUCUGUUGACUGGUGCAAAAGUUUGGGGAAUUUUUAUUACUUCGACUAGUGGUCAUUUCGAUCACACUUCUUAAAGCGAGAAACUAUUUUUAUCACUUAGCAAUCGAUUUAACAUAUUCAGGACUUUGAGUUCAGGUCCUUCAAGAAA
Verruconis gallopava is the source of this 1550-nucleotide messenger RNA. RefSeq lists its product as uncharacterized. The record is from RefSeq and is a predicted model, not a curated record. Gene Ontology annotation, biological process: pectin catabolic process. Lineage: Eukaryota; Fungi; Ascomycota; Dothideomycetes; Venturiales; Sympoventuriaceae. Gene Ontology annotation, molecular function: polygalacturonase activity. The transcript is spliced from 2 exons. Gene Ontology annotation, cellular component: extracellular region. The coding region runs from base 264 to 1400 and encodes 378 amino acids.